AGAUUUCCUAUGGAUGUAACUGACCGAUGACCACGGAGCAAUCUACUAUCAGAUGUGCAAACUGUAAAAGAGUACCUCGCAAUGGGACAAAGCUGAUGGUAUGUCGCGAAUGUCAACGAAAUGGUCGUCAUAAGCUACCACAAUAUUUUCCUUGUCAUUUCUGCUCCAUUGACUGCUAUCUGAACAACAAAGCCUCCCACAUACUGUUGCACUCACGGCUGGAAAACUUUGAAGAACUUCUUAAAUCCUAAAACUCCAUGAUAUCAUGAUAUACGCGUACA
Messenger RNA from Cylicocyclus nassatus, 281 nucleotides. The record is from the annotation of a GenBank genome assembly. NCBI's taxonomy places the organism in Eukaryota, Metazoa, Nematoda, Chromadorea, Rhabditida, Strongylidae.